This is a messenger RNA of Alosa sapidissima (American shad), 2344 nucleotides long. It is a transcript of the gene tmem265, whose product is annotated as transmembrane protein 265. NCBI's taxonomy places the organism in Eukaryota, Metazoa, Chordata, Actinopteri, Clupeiformes, Clupeidae. Bases 605 to 1759 code for a protein of 384 amino acids. The transcript is spliced from 2 exons. The record is from RefSeq and is a predicted model, not a curated record.
CGGCUUUCCCCUUUGAACGCUCACCAUCUUAAAUAACUUAACGAAUUACUAGCGUUGUUACAUUGUCUCCUUGCUGAGGUCGAUCCUAGUAAUGAUUCAGCGAAUACACCGUUCCACUUCUGACCGACUUCGACUCCUUAUAGACUAGCAGACAAACCCCGGAGAAGGCAGUCUCAAGUGAGAAGCAGAGAGCAUACCGGCGGCGACAACUGAGGAUAUACCGAACGCCUAUGGUUGCGGAUUAAAAUCGUUUGUCAUCGCUUACUAAAUAUGGACUAAAUAAUCUGACAUCUAAGAAAAGAGACGGUCCUUGCAUUCUCCUCGUUUUAUUCACGAAACGACAGAGAAGAUCUUAUAUUUUGCUCUGGCUGAGCAAAUGGAGAGUUUUAAAUUUAGAGAUGAAGCGAUGUUGCACAGACCAAGAAAAGGGGAUAUUCGAGGGAUUCAAGCAAUAACACAUGUGACUUCUGUACAGGCUUUCCACGGUGUGAAUUUCGGGUCGAAUCUGUCGGAAGCCAAAUCGUCAAGGCAAACUGAAGGAAGAUUUCACUGACUGCCAAUCAAAUCAGCAAGAGCAUCAAGAUCUGUACCGCAUGCUUUGGGGAUGGUGCCCUCUCCCCAGGUGUGCGUCUCCACCCUGGUGACCGUGAGCACGAUGGCGGUGGUGGACCUCUACCUGCUGGAGCAGAGCAUGCUGGGAGUGCGCGGCGGGGGCGGCUCGCAAGGGCACCCCGGCGUGUGGCCGUGCGUGGCCGUGGCCCUGGGCGACCUCUGCUUCCUGCUGGCGCUGCGCUUCGUGUCGGCGGGCGUGGUGUCGGAGGCCGGCUCGGCCCGCCGCGGCUUCGCCAGCGCCCUCUGGUUCCUCUUCCUGUCGCUGCUGCAGCUCAAGCUCUUCUUCGUGUGCCAGAACUACCGGCAGGAGCGCCGGCCGCCCGACCCGCUGGCGCGCAAGACCCUGACGCUGCUGCUGUCCGUCUGCCUGCCCUCGCUCUUCAUCAUCCUCACGGGCGCCGAGCACGUCACGCCGCUGCGCCGCAAGCAGGAGGUGCGGGGCCGGCUCCUCUGGGUGGUGCUGGACCUGCUGGACGUGCUGGACCUCCAGGCGGGCCUGUGGGAGGCCAGCACCGGCGGGGCGGGCAGCAGCAGCGCCCCUCUCUGGGCAGAGGGCCUGGUGUUCUUCUACUGCUACGUGCUCCUGCUGCUGCUGCCCUGCGUCUCGCUGACCGAGCUGGGGACGGCGGGCGGCGGCGGGGGGCCCAGGGCCGUGCCUCCGCCCCCGACCCAGCAGCAGGAGCCGGCCGCGGGGCCCGGGCAGCGGCGGGAGGCCGUCUACCCCUGGCUCAGCCUGGUCACCAUCAACGUGCUGACGCUGCUGCUGCGGGGCGCCGGCGUGCUGUGGUACCGCGACCCGCGCGUCUCCACUAUCUUCCUGGGCAAGAACCUGCUCGCCCUGGCCGUCAAGCUGAGCGCCGCCUGGGAGCGCCGCCGGCGGCAGCGGCAGCAGCAGAGGCCGCAGGCGUCCGGCGGCGCGGUCACCCGGAGGACCGCUGGGGGGGCCGGGGAGGCCGACGGCGACGCGGUGGGAUGCGGGGCGGAGGGCGAGGACGAGCGGCGGCUGGACGGCGUGGGGUCACCGGGGUCACUGCCGCCCUCGCGCUACCACACGCUCUCGCGCGCGCACAGCCACGCCCGCGUCAGCGUCAACCUGGACCACACCGAGGCUGCACUGGGACCAGCCUACAUCUCUCGCGAGCUGUAGGAGUCCGCCGUUUAACAAAAUAAAUACAUUUGUUGUUGCCGUUGUUACAAACAAACUCCAUAAAUAGGGACAACAACAAAAGGACUUCAAAAACGGACAAUCCCCGUAGGCUGACUGGGCUUUCCGAGAGCCCUGUUGAGUUGGACACACAAAGGGAUGACAGUCCGUCGGCCAUCUGCUAAAGGACUGUCUCUAAAAACACCGUCCUCAACAACCGAGGGAGCUCCGGGGCCAAGAUGGGAACAGUAGAAAAACUCAUCCCAUUACUGCAAAGUGUGAUUCAUCCUGCCUGGGCUCUGGCAGCCUAUUGUAGCAUGGAGCUCUCAAAGGACGUUGGAUUCAGUUAGACUGGAACAUUUCAUAGUUAAGUGCCUUUUUCUCUGUUGAAGGAAUGAACAUCCGCACUACCUGACUCUGUUCUCCUUUAUGUCGGGACUCAAAUAAUAAUAAUAACAAUAAUGAAAUAAAAAAACGUGUGUGGCGUGUAUGUGUGCGUGUAAUGAGAGGCAUGGCUGCUUGUUUCAUGUCCAGGAGAGACAUCAUUUCUCAGAACAGGGUGUUGGAGAAGUGUGCCGUUCUCUCUCU